Messenger RNA from Momordica charantia (bitter melon), 4542 nucleotides. The record is from RefSeq and is a predicted model, not a curated record. Lineage: Eukaryota; Viridiplantae; Streptophyta; Magnoliopsida; Cucurbitales; Cucurbitaceae.
UCUCUGCGUCGCCUUGCAUUUAACGUCCUCACACCGCCGGAUUUCUACUUUCGCCGCAAGAUUCGACGGAGCCGAUUCCAAAUGCUCGGUAAAACUGGUUUUUGUUUGCAGGUUUUCUGAAAAGAAGCCGGAAUCGGAACUUAUGGCUACGGGAUUGGAACUGGACGAUUCUGCUCAAAUGACGAGUAGCCGGCGGAGCGGAAGGCUGGAGGAGGAGGAAGAGCUCCGGUGGGCGGCCAUCGAGCGGCUUCCGACGUACGAUCGGCUGCGGAAGGGAAUGCUCCUACAAGCUGUGGAGAAUGGCGGAGUAGUUCACAAGGAAGUGGACGUGACGAAGCUCGGAUUUCAGGAGAGGAAAGAGUUGAUGGAAAGAUUGUUGAAGGUUGCUGAAGAAGAUCACGAGAAAUUUCUGCGACGGCUCAGAGACAGAACCGAUCGAGUGGGGAUUGAAAUUCCGAAAAUUGAAGUUCGUUUCGAGAAUUUGUCAGUUGAAGGAGAGGUUUAUGUCGGGAGCAGAGCGCAGCCCACUUUGCUCAACGUCGCCCUCAAUACUUUUCAGAGUUUGCUUGGGUUGAUUGGGUUGACUCCAUCCAAGAAGAAAAAGAUACAGAUACUUAAAGAUGUUAAUGGAAUUAUCAAACCUUCAAGGAUGACAUUACUUCUUGGUCAUCCAAGCUCUGGGAAAACUACCUUGCUGUUGGCACUUGCUGGGAAACUUGAUAAAAAUUUGAGGGAAAGUGGGAAAGUGACAUAUUGUGGACAUGAAAUGCACGAGUUUGUGCCUCAAAAAACCUGUGUUUAUAUUAGUCAACAUGACCUUCUCUGUGGGGAAAUGACAGUGAGAGAGACAUUGGACUUCUCUAGUCGUUGUCUGGGAGUUGGUACAGGAUAUCAACUUUUGACUGAGCUCACCAGAAAAGAGAAAGAAGCAAACAUUAAGCCAGACCUUGAGAUUGAUUCUUUCAUGAAGGCCAUCUCUAUUUCUGGCCAAAAAACAAGUUUAGUUACAGAUUACAUUCUGAAGAUACUUGGAUUGGAAAUUUGUGGUGAUACUUUGGUUGGUGAUGAAAUGAGAAGAGGAAUCUCUGGUGGCCAGAAAAGACGUGUUACUACAGGGGAGAUGCUGGUUGGCCCAGCAAAGCUAUUGCUUAUGGAUGAGAUAUCAACAGGAUUGGACAGUUCCACCACGUUUCAAAUCUGCAAAUUCAUGAGGCAAAUGGUUCAUAUAAUGGACCUAACAAUGGUCAUUUGUCUACUACAACCAGCUCCUGAAACUUAUGAUCUUUUUGACGAUAUUAUUCUACUUUCAGACGGCCAAAUCGUGUACCAAGGUCCGAGAGAAAAAGUCCUUGAAUUCUUUGAAUUUAUGGGCUUCAAAUGCCCAGAAAGGAAAGGAGUUGGUUUCUUACAAGAAGUGACAUCAAAAAAGGAUCAAGAACAAUAUUGGCACAAAAAGAACCACCCGUAUAGAUUAAUUUCAGUUCCUGAUUUUUUACAGGGAUUCAACUAUUUUUCCAUUGGUCAACAACUUGCCUCUGAUAUUGCAGUACCUUAUGAUAAAUCUAGAACCCACCCAGCUGCAUUAGUCAAAGAAAAAUAUGGUUUGUCUAACUGGGAGCUCUUCAAGGCAUGUUUUUCAAGAGAGAUGUUGCUAAUGAAGCGAAAUGCUUUUGUCUAUGUGUUCAAGACUGUCCAGAUUACAAUAAUGUCCAUCAUUGGUAUGACUGUAUUUUUGAGGACUGAAAUGAAAGUGGGCAAUGUGGUUGAUGGAAGCAAGUUCUUUGGAGCUUUGUUUUUCAGCCUCAUGAAUGUCAUGUUUAAUGGAAUGGCAGAAAUGGGUCUCACUCUAUUCAGGCUUCCAGUCUUCUUCAAGCAAAGGGAUUUCUUGUUCUAUCCGACUUGGGCAUUCAGUUUACCCAUUUGGCUCCUCAGAAUUCCUCUCUCUCUAGCAGAAUCUUGGAUAUGGGUUAUUCUUACUUAUUACACAAUUGGGUUUGCUCCUCCUCCCAGUAGAUUCUUUAAGCAGUUUUUGGCGCUCUUUGCCACACAUCAAACUGGUCUAUCCCUAUUUCGACUUCUAGCUGCAAUUGGAAGAACACUAGUUAUUGCAACUACUUUGGGUACCUUUUCUCUAUCGUUAAUUUUUUUGCUUGGAGGUUUCAUUAUUGACAAAGAUAACAUUGAGUCAUGGAUGAUCUGGGGCUUUUAUGGUUCUCCCAUGACGUAUGGACAGAAUGCCAUUGUCAUUAAUGAAUUUCUAGACAAAAGAUGGAGCAAGAAAAUUACAGACCCUAGAAUUAAUGAACCUACAAUCGGAAAAGUGCUCAUUUCUAGUAGGGGCUUCUUUAAGGAAGAAUAUUGGUACUGGAUCUGCAUUGCAGCACUUUUCGGCUUUAAUCUUCUCUUCAACGUUCUAUUUACAAUAGCUCUAACUUACCUGAAUUCAUUGACUGAUUCAAGGACUGUAAUUAUCAUGGAUGAAGACGAGAAGAAAAUAAAAAACAAUAGGUCCAUUGCACAACAUAAAUUAGCAGGCAUCGAUGGUGGAGUCACCGAAUCUUCAGAAAUAGUAGCUGAUUCAGACCCUAUGCAAAAGAGAGGAAUGGUUUUGCCUUUCCAGCCCCUUUCACUUACAUUCAACCACGUCAACUAUUAUGUUAAUAUGCCUACUGAAAUUAAGAUGCAUGGGGUUGAGGAAGAUCGUCUUCAACUUCUACGAGAUGUUAGUGGAGCUUUUAAACCAGGUAUAUUAACAGCACUUGUUGGUGUUAGUGGUGCUGGGAAAACUACUCUUAUGGAUGUUUUAGCCGGGAGAAAGACAAGUGGUUAUAUUGAAGGAAGUAUAUACAUCUCUGGUUAUCCAAAGAAGCAAUCGACUUUCGCUCGAGUAAGUGGUUAUUGUGAACAAAAUGACAUUCAUUCGCCUUAUGUCACUGUCUACGAGUCUCUUUUGUUUUCUGCUUGGCUUCGCCUUCCCUCCAAUGUGGAUAUCAAAACAAGAAAGAUGUUUGUAGAAGAAGUUAUGGAAUUAAUAGAACUCGAUACAAUAAGAGAUGCUAUAGUGGGGCUUCCUAGAGUAGAUGGUCUUUCAACAGAACAAAGAAAGAGGUUAAAUAUAGCAGUGGAGUUGGUUGCUAAUCCGUCUAUCAUCUUCAUGGAUGAACCAACUUCUGGUCUUGAUGCUAGAUCUGCUGCCAUUGUUAUGCGUACCAUGAGAAAUAUGGUUGAUACUGGAAGAACUGUUGUAUGCACAAUUCACCAGCCAAGCAUAGACAUUUUUGAAGCUUUUGAUGAGUUACUCCUCAUGGAACGUGGUGGACAAAUGAUUUAUGCUGGACCUCUUGGUCAGCGAUCUUGUAAACUUAUCGAGUAUCUUGAAGCUAUUCCAGGGAUUCCAAAGAUUGAAGAUGGCCAAAAUCCUGCUACAUGGAUGCUUGAGGUUACUGCUCCUCCAUUGGAAGCACAACUGGAUAUCAAUUUUGCCGAUAUUUUUUCUAAAUCUUCACUUUAUCAGAGAAACCAAGAACUUAUAGUGGAACUUAGUACUCCAGGUAAAGGCUCCAAGGACCUACAGUUCCCAACUGAAUACUCGCAAUCAAUGAUUUUUCAGUGUAAAGCUUGUUUUUGGAAACAACAUCGUUCUUCCUGGCAACACGUUCAAUACAACAUCAUACGAUUUUUCAUUACCAUAGUUAUCGGUACCUUCUUUGGUCUAAUUUUCUGGAACAAGGGACAAAAAUUAGCCAAGGAACAAGAUGUGUUGAAUAUUAUGGGAGCCAUAUAUGCUGCUGUCCUCUUCCUUGGAACUUUCAAUGCUUCAUCGGUGCAAGCAGUGGUUGGUGUUGAAACAGCAGUUUUCUGUCGAGAAAGAGUUGCAGGGAUGUAUUCUACAUUGCCUUAUGCAUUUGCUCAGGCGACAAUUGAGACAAUCUAUGUUUCAGUUCAAGCUUUAAUUUACUGUCUCCUUCUUUAUAGCAUGAUUGGAUUUGAGUGGAAAGUGGGAAAGUUUCUGCUGUUCUACUACUUGUUUCUAAUGUGCUUCAUAUACUUCACAUUGUAUGGGAUGAUGGUCGUAGCACUGACUCCAGACCAUCAUAUUGCAGCCAUCGUUGUAUUAUUCUUCAUUAGCCUCUGGAACUUGUUCGCGGGUUUUCUUAUUCCUCGACCGCUAAUUCCCAUCUGGUGGAGAUGGUAUUAUUGGGCUUCUCCUAUGGCUUGGACAAUAUAUGGCAUUGUCACUUCUCAAAUUGGGGACAAAGAUGUUGACAUUGAGAUACCAGGAUCAGGAAAUGUAGGAUUAAAGAUGUUUCUUAAGGAACGGUUCGGGUACGAUCACGACUUCAUCCCGAUCGUUGUCGCAGCACACGUCGUCUGGGCUUUGAUCUUCUUCUUUGUGUUCGCCUGUGGAAUCAAAUUCUUUAACUUCCAGAGGAGAUAGGCAUCUUACCUUCAGCAGUUGUGUAAUGUUUGUUACUCAUUAGCUAUUCUUGUAACAUAGAAAUCAAUUGUUUAGCCAAUAAAAGGUUGAAAAUGUGACUAAAA